CUUGGCGCCAAUCCCAAGCGAGCAGCGGGGGAAGUCACGUUAUCUGCAAGGUCCAAACACUGGCUGUGACUAUUAUUAUAAUUAACCUCCUCACAUUCCAACCUCUGUCCCCCGCCAUAGCUAUUGUCUGCUUCUUUUUGACACCCAGUGAUAUCUCACCUUAUACUCCCCCCCCCCCAUCUGUUGAUUUAUUAAUUAAUUUCAAAACAUAUCCAUCGCUAUGGCCGACUCAUUGACCGAAGAACAAGUUUCUGAGUUCAAGGAGGCAUUCUCCCUUUUCGAUAAAGAUGGCGAUGGACAAAUCACCACCAAAGAGUUGGGAACCGUAAUGCGGUCUUUGGGACAGAACCCUUCCGAAUCAGAACUGCAAGACAUGAUCAACGAGGUUGAUGCAGAUAACAAUGGAACCAUUGACUUCCCAGAGUUUUUGACUAUGAUGGCACGGAAAAUGAAGGACACGGAUUCCGAAGAAGAAAUUCGGGAAGCGUUCAAAGUAUUCGAUCGUGAUAACAACGGGUUUAUUUCUGCCGCUGAGUUACGUCAUGUUAUGACUUCGAUCGGUGAGAAAUUGACAGAUGACGAGGUUGAUGAGAUGAUCCGUGAGGCGGACCAGGAUGGUGAUGGACGAAUCGACUACAACGAGUUUGUUCAGCUCAUGAUGCAGAAAUAGGCGCUGGUUAAAAACCUGUUCCCUUGAAACCCUAAGCUACCAGCUGUUGAUUUCACGUUUGUUACCAUGCGGCCCACCAUUUGCUGUCGAAUGUUGAAACGAACUACGAUUUUCGAAUGGCAUCUAUAUCCCUUUUUUUCCGGCAUGCUGUCAAUUUAUUAGUGCUGUACUAAGGGCGCCUCUUAAUAUGUCAUUUCAAUUGGACCCUCGAACACUUAAGUACCUGAUUGAAAGGCGCACCGGGAAAUGAUAGAAUGGAAAUGUUCGAAGUCGGAAUGAGAUAGGAUCGUGAAAGAUUGAAGAAAAGGAGGAAGGGAAAAGACAAGAAAAAAAGAAAAAAAAAAAAAAAAAAAAAAAAAAAAAAAAAAAAAAAAAGAUUGCGCCCAAUUUUCUGUCAUUAUUAUCGCGUUUUGCCUUCAUCCAUUUGGGUUCUGUUUAUAAGAUGCUUACAUCCUUUUCUUGCCCCCUCACCCCAUUUCCAUAUAUUUGCCGCUGAGUUUGUUUAGUAACCUCACCGCUUCCCCCCUUAACGUUCUAUAUGAAUUGAAACUUCCGCUACAUGGUAAUUUGAAAUGGCCUCAUGAACCUCAUGAAAUUUAACAAUAGAAAAAGCAAAUGGCAAUGAAACUUUCGCUUCUCUUGAUCUUAGUUUUAUGUUGACUUAUCUACCUCUCCUAGAGUAAAUGGCAUCCAUCCCACUUUUUGGGAACGCAGCCCGACCAUAGGGCUUUUCAUUCUUAAACACCCCGAUAUCAUUUAUGUAGUGUAGUUAAAAUCAAUCGUAUAUAUAUAAAAAUCUGACACAUCGAACGCCUAGCUCCCAAGCCCAACAAAAUGGGGAUAUGCGGCCAAUAACCAAAAGGAAGGGAGAAAAGCAAAAAAAAAAAAAAAAAAAAAAAAAGAAACAACCAUCCCACACCCUUGUCACUCUAUCCUUCUCACCCCCUUUCUCACCGAUUAAACCUGAAAACCUCCAUAUACUGCCUCGCCAAAUCCGCCCCGGCAAUCCUCGCAUUCACCGCUCUAUCCCCCAAUUUCCCCAACCGCCUCGCCUCUCUCGCCUCUUUGCCCAAGUGCGGCACACGAAUCACCUCCCGCGCCCCCUCAACCGCAAACCGACUCCAUAGCUCGCGGAUAAGCACCUCCCCCACCUCCCAAUCUUCGUCCGUCGGGAUAUCCUCUACCAACGCCGAUGAGGACGAGGGCGAGGGCGAUAAUGUCUCGAGUUGCGGGUAUAGGAUACCGUCCUCGUCACCAGGACCACCGCCAAGACCGAUAUUGCCAUCAGUGAUAGACGGCGGCCAUGUCUCACCGCCAUCGGUCAUGGGGUGGGUAUCAGCACCAGCAGCAGCAGCAGCAGCAGCAGCAGCAGAAGCGGCAACAUCGCCAGCGCCGGCGGGGCCACGAUAUUCGAUCUCGACAAUCGUCCCGCGCAUACGGGUUUGCGGGGCGGUCUGGCGCACGUCGCCGAUGCGGAUGCGGAAGUCGCCGAUUUCGAAGUGGUUGCCAUUGGGUACGGUGAUGGUGUGGCGCGGGCACCAGAGGGGUUCACAGGCGCGAAGGGUUAUGGCGUGGAAGGAUAUGUAGGAGGGAUAAUCGAGGAUCAUCAUCGUUUUGCCGGCUGCGGAGGGUGGGUCGGGUGUGUGCAGGGGAGGGUUUUCUUGUUGUUGCUGCUGUUGUUGCUGCUGCUGUUGCUGCUGUUGCUGCUGUUGCUGCUGCUGUUGUUGUUGCUGUUGCUGCUGUUUCGGCUGUUGCGGCUGCGGCUGUGGCUGCACACGGCCUACAUGCGUUGCACCCAAAGAUCUUGAGUCCCACGGGUCCGGAUUGGGCCGGUCAGAUAUAUAUAUGAAACCGUAUGGUUGGCGGUGACUAAGGGAAAGAAACUGCAUGAAGCGCGGUUGCAGCGGCGGUAAAGGAGCAUAAUCGCUUGGUGGUAGACAUGACGGUGUAUCUCGUAGCAAUUUGUGCUCUAGGGCCCAGCGCCCGCACAGGGUUGGAUUGUAUGCGGAUCGAAGCCGCUCAAUCACGGUCCCUGUUGCGGUUGGCGAGUUUUGGCUCGCGGGGAUGAAAUAUAGGCUGCACAAUGCAGGGGUUAGGACACUGAUUGACAGGAGGAUCCAGGGGGGAUUUCAUAAUGUGGUGUAUAGUAUGGACGU
Messenger RNA from Blastomyces gilchristii SLH14081, 2826 nucleotides. RefSeq names its product calmodulin. Bases 221 to 670 code for a protein of 149 amino acids. The transcript is spliced from 6 exons. Gene Ontology annotation, biological process: spindle pole body organization. Gene Ontology annotation, cellular component: central plaque of spindle pole body. Lineage: Eukaryota; Fungi; Ascomycota; Eurotiomycetes; Onygenales; Ajellomycetaceae. Gene Ontology annotation, molecular function: calcium ion binding; enzyme regulator activity. The record is from RefSeq and is a predicted model, not a curated record.